AAGAAAUGACAAGUAUGACUUUUAAUUUUUAGUUGAGUAUUUUCCUUGCAGUAAAAAUAACCUCAAAAACAAAUGUCGACAAGAAGGGUGGUUGUUACUGGAAUGGGAGUUUUAUCUCCCGUAGGUAACAAUUUAAAGGAAUCCUGGUCAAAUAUAAUCAACGGAAGAUGCGGAAUUUCAAAACUAGAGGGUCCGUUGUAUGAGAAAUUACCGAGCCGAGUGGCUGGUAUCGUAAAGUCAAAGGGGGCACAAUUCGACUCUUCUCUACACUUUUCGAAAAGCGAAUUAAAAUCUAUGAGUCCCGCAACUGCUUAUGGACUUUUAGCGGCAAAAGAAGCGAUCGAGGAUGCUAAGUUAAUCUCGUUGUCGGAUGAUGAAAAGCAAUCGACAGGUGUAGCUGUAGGAAUGGGUAUGAUAGAUUUAACAGAUGUUUGUAUAACAAAUGACGCACUCAACAAAAGCUAUAAUCAAGUUAGUCCAUUUUUUGUACCUCGAAUUUUAUCAAAUAUGACUUCGGGUCAUAUUAGUAUCAAGUAUGGAUUUCGAGGACCUAACCAUUCUGUCUCGACUGCUUGUGCAACGGGUGCACAUGCCAUAGGAGAUUCCUUCCGUUUUAUUCGUUACGGGGAUGCUGAUGUGAUGAUUUGUGGUGGUACAGAAGCUUGCAUCUCGCCCCUAUCUGUAGCUGGCUUCUGUCGAUUAAGAGCUCUUAGUACUAGUUUUAAUGAGACACCCCAAAAGGCUUCCCGGCCAUUUGAUAAAAAAAGGGACGGUUUUGUCAUAGGGGAGGGAAGCGCUAUUUUAGUGUUAGAGGAAUUGCAACAUGCUCUUUCUAGAAAUGUUCAUAUUUAUGCAGAAAUUUUGGGUUACGGGUUGUCAGGGGAUGCAUCACACUUAACUGCACCGCACAGUGAUGGCAGUGGUGCUACUUUAGCCAUGUCAAGAGCGGUGCAUAAUGCUGGUGUUGCUCCAACCGACAUCACAUAUAUUAAUGCACAUGCAACAUCGACACCCUUAGGAGAUGCGAUUGAAGCAAAGGCAAUUCACUCUGUUUUUAAAACACAUGUAGACCAAGUUGCAGUGUCAUCAACAAAGGGUGCACAUGGACAUUUGUUGGGUGCAGCAGGUAACUUGGAAGCUGUAUUUACAGUGAAAGCGGUAGAAGAGGGGCUACUGCCACCUACUAUUAAUUUCGAAUGUUCUGAAGAUAUAAAUUUAAAUGUGGUUCCUAAUGAACACCAAAAAUGGAACAGUAACAAACGGCGAGUUGCUUUAAAAAAUGCCUUUGGUUUUGGUGGUACAAAUGCUUGUCUGUGUAUAGCCGAGUUUAAUAAAUAGUAAUGCUCUUUUAUUUUAUUUUUUUACUGGUACAGCUCAUUUCUAAAUUGAUGCGGUAAAUCACAAAUACUGUAUUAGACCCUUUUCUCAGUACCUUCUAGGCCCUCUCUAACAAUAGAGUGCGUAGGUAGGUCUGGAAGUGCCUAUGACGCUCUUGAAAAGACAGAAGUGUUAGGAAAGAACUUAACGGUUUAAGACUCAAGACUCGAACCUCACGGCGUGAAACUUAUUUCUAGUUUCGUUUACACGAGGGCAGAAUGUAUUAAUAUAAGUAGGUAGGUCAAUAACUGGCUCCAGAAUUUCCCAAGGUCAAGGGAUUAAGUUUUAAGAAGAUAUUUGAGAUACGUUUUAAGUUUUAGGAAGACUGGCUUCAAGAGUAGCCAAUGGACCAGUAGCAGGCACCCCGUCCACUAAAAGGGCUGGCACCAGUCGACUAAAUUAAGGAACACAAACUUUUUUUACAGGUGAUACCUUUCGUUAUCCUACCAUCAUGCAAGUAUGACCAACUCAGGACAUAGUCCUAACUUUGUUACAUUUCUUCGACCUAGUGCUGAAAUGUUGGCGUCCAAACCACUGUGUAGCGGUAUACUCUGCGGAAGAUUGGAAUCACAGCAGUCAUAGAUUAUUAAUCAAUAUGGAACAUUAAUUUAUUGGUAUACAUAUUUAAUAAAAAUACAAUUGUUUUCUAAAAAUGAA
Photinus pyralis (common eastern firefly) is the source of this 2034-nucleotide messenger RNA. RefSeq names its product 3-oxoacyl-[acyl-carrier-protein] synthase, mitochondrial. Bases 73 to 1338 code for a protein of 421 amino acids. The transcript has a single exon. Gene Ontology annotation, biological process: fatty acid biosynthetic process. Gene Ontology annotation, molecular function: 3-oxoacyl-[acyl-carrier-protein] synthase activity. NCBI's taxonomy places the organism in Eukaryota, Metazoa, Arthropoda, Insecta, Coleoptera, Lampyridae. The record is from RefSeq and is a predicted model, not a curated record.